This is a messenger RNA of Nelumbo nucifera (sacred lotus), 1164 nucleotides long. RefSeq lists its product as uncharacterized. The record is from RefSeq and is a predicted model, not a curated record. Gene Ontology annotation, molecular function: ubiquitin binding. Lineage: Eukaryota; Viridiplantae; Streptophyta; Magnoliopsida; Proteales; Nelumbonaceae. Gene Ontology annotation, biological process: ubiquitin-dependent protein catabolic process via the multivesicular body sorting pathway. Gene Ontology annotation, cellular component: ESCRT I complex.
UCUCCUCCCAGGCUUCCAAACUCUCUCACUUUUUAGUUUUUCCUGCCUGUCUGCUUCGUUCUCGGCUUCGAUGGAUUACGAUUUCAGGAACAGAGCAGGACCACCAUACGAUUCGCACAACUCGAUGUACAGGCCAAACGCGAGCUCAUCAUCAUCAAGCCAUCCACACCAUGGCUCAUCUCUUUACCCCAGGGUUGGCCAGCCCGGUCAUGCCGUUAUCCCUCCGGCCAGCCGGACGACCCCCCAUCAUCAAAUUGCUUCACCUUCCUUAGGAUUGGGCAUUAGAGUUGCAAUAAAACCAGAGUAUCGAAUAACUCCACCACCUCAGCUGUCCCCACAAAUGGAAGAUAUUCCCCGAAGCACAUUUCAAUUUGAUUUUGAAUUUGAGAAAAAAAUUCUAGCUGAGGCAGAGAAGGAGAGCCAGAAUUGGAGCAAGCUUGUUUUGGAAAACCUUCCAUCUAGAGGGACGGAAUCAAUUUCUUCUUUGGGAUCUGCCGCAGAUCCAGUGGUGAGCAAAUACAUUGCUUCAGGACUCAAUAGAGAAGCUGUGGCCCUUGCAGUUGCAAACUAUGGAGAUAAUCCAACAAAGGUUCGGGAGUUUGUAAAUGGGUACAACCUUCUUAGCGAAAUGGGAUUUUCAUCUAACAGUGUUGUUGAAGCACUGGCAAUGUAUGAUAAUGACACAGAGAAGGCAUUGGCUCAUUUCCUGAACAACCCAUCGUGAUGGUGCUGGGAAUUGAUGGUGUCAUACAGGAACUUUGAUUGUAUAGCGCUUUGUGCAUUCUCCUGUUUACUGAUUCUGCUAUGAGGAGUGCCCAAUCCUUGAGAAACCAACAGACAUUGGGUAUGUAUCUUUGCCUAUCAACUAAGAAAAAGAAAACUAUCUGGGUAUCCUAUUAGUGUGGUGGUUCGUAAACCCAUUGCUCCUUUGUAUAUAAAGAACUCUGGUGGUGUCAAAAAAAAAAAAAAACCGAGGCCAUUGCGUAUGUAUUGCCUUAUCUUUCUUUCUUUUUUUUUUUUUUUUUUUUUUGAUCAGCAUGUAUAGGCUGUGUAGCCUUAUCUCUUUUAAAGCAAUUAGCAGUUGAAUUUUCCAACAAUUACAGCACUUUAGUAUGUAAUCGUUCUCCUUGAUAUGCCAAUAAUUUAUCAACUGCAUAUCUAACA